AUGGUCGAUGUUGGUGGUCAACGAUCUGAGCGUCGAAAGUGGAUCCAUUGCUUUGAAAGCGUCACUUCCAUAAUGUUUUUAGUCGCACUCUCAGAAUACGAUCAGGUUUUGGUGGAGUCGGAUAAUGAAAAUCGUAUGGAGGAAAGCAAGGCGCUUUUUCGCACUAUAAUCACCUACCCUUGGUUCCAAGAAUCUUCAGUCAUUCUUUUUCUAAACAAGAAAGAUCUCCUUGAGGAGAAAAUUCUUUACUCGCAUCUAGUUGACUACUUUCCAGAAUUCGAUGGUAAGUUUUGUCUGUAA
Messenger RNA from Protopolystoma xenopodis, 300 nucleotides. The record is from the annotation of a GenBank genome assembly. NCBI's taxonomy places the organism in Eukaryota, Metazoa, Platyhelminthes, Monogenea, Polystomatidea, Polystomatidae.